AUGGGCCGCAAGAAGAAAAAGCCAUUUAUUGACCGCAAGAAUGCGUCUCGCUACACCCUAAUGCAUCGGUCCCAACGCGAUGUGGGCGGUGACAUUUUGGACGAUGGUGUACCCGUGGGAUCGACCGGUAUGAUUCUGUGGCCCGAUCCCCACAAUCAUCCCGAUACCGAUGCCAAAGUACUGGUUGCUGGAAAUGCCGAAGAACAAGACAAGAUGAAAGAAUGGCGGCAUAAGCUCGCCGCCGUGGGAUUAUUGGAAGAAAACAACAGUGAACAAUAUUUGAAACCGAUUACGGGCGCGGGAACCUUUUUGAGUGCCCGCGGUGGUGGCACCAUUAUUAUUAGCAAUCCACUGAACGAUCCUCGGUCGCAGCCCAUUGUCAUGAAGGAAGAGGAAGAAUUGGCAUUAGUGGCCGAAGUCAAUACACAACAGUUCGAGGGAAUCCCGUUGGCAGCCGACUUUUGUAUCGAUGAGGAUAUUGAAGCGGCGUUAAUGGGAGAUAAUUUGGAGGAUUUUGAAGAAAUUGCCGAUGAUUUUGUUCUGGAUGCAGCACGAGAACCCGAACAGGGAGAUGAAGAAGCCUUUGAUUUUGAUGCUCAUAUUGCCAAAUUGAUGCAAGAUGCCAGACGACAAGCCACCGAUGAGGUCGUGCACGCCGUCGAAGGACACCCAAUGUCCCAAGAUCAGGAUUUCUUUGCCGCGAGAAAGGCAAUACAGGAAGAAGAAGAAGACGAUUCCUUAUUUGGAGGAGGAACCACAUUGGAUGUGGUUCCAGGAGUGGUUCCAUCCUUGAAUCCCGACGAAGAACGCGCGCUCUGCGAACAAUUCGAAAAGACAUUGGCGGAAUACGAUUCCGAUGACAUGGGAGAAAUCUACCAAGAAGAUAUUCACGGGGACCGGCCACUGGAAGGCGAUGCCCAAGUCGAUGCCGCGUUGGACGAGUAUUUGCAAGAGGAUGACAUUUUCAUGCAAAGUGCCAAACCCGCUCCUACCGGCGGCAGUGGCUUUUCCGCCUUGGUGGGAACCCGCAUGAUUCCCGUUCAACAACUACUCGACAAUAACACUGCUCCAGAAGCAGUGCCAGACGAACCCGCUCGACCCAUUCAGGACAUGCUGCGAGACGCCAAGAAGAAGAUUCAGGCACCAGAAUUGGAACCACCUCCGGAAGAAAUUUUCAUUGAUGGCAAGUCGUACUAUUCCAUGAAGGAACGAAAUCCCUGGGAUUGCGAAUCCAUUCUAUCGACGUAUUCCAAUCUCGACAAUAAUCCCAUGGUGAUUGGUGUCAGCAGUCGUCGCAGUAAAAAGAAGAACAAGAACAAGAUUAUUCUAUCGAGUAAAACGGGAUUGCCCGUCUUGGACGAUACGAAUAAUCAUAAUAAUCCUGUGGAAGACGACGAUGAGGAGGAUGAUGACGAUGUGGAUGAGACUUUUAUUAGCGUCAACCGUGGUGUCGCUCGUUCCAAGAAGGAGACCAAGGAAGAGAAAGCUGCUCGCAAAGCCCAAGUCAAGAAGGAACGUCAAAUGGCUCGAAUACAAAAGAAGGCGACCAAGGAAGUGUUCAAGGAAGAGUUUUUGAAUCAAACGGGGGCGGGAAUGUCCGAUGAUGUUGCAGGCAGGGCAGUCUUUCGGUAUUCCUAA
Seminavis robusta is the source of this 1638-nucleotide messenger RNA. The record is from the annotation of a GenBank genome assembly. NCBI's taxonomy places the organism in Eukaryota, Bacillariophyta, Bacillariophyceae, Naviculales, Naviculaceae.